Messenger RNA from Drosophila kikkawai, 504 nucleotides. RefSeq names its product goddard (gene gdrd). Lineage: Eukaryota; Metazoa; Arthropoda; Insecta; Diptera; Drosophilidae. The record is from RefSeq and is a predicted model, not a curated record.
CUUGUCAUUGCUUAAACUACAAUCUCUCUCUGAGGUUUAUUCAUUAAAUUCAAACUUCGUAACAACAAAAAUUUUAUAUAAUUUAUCUAAAAAUGUCUGACGAUGAAUUCGAAGAAGCUCUCAGCUGGGAGCCCAUGGAUGUGAGUCAGGACAAUGCGGUCGAUUCUACUGUGGUGCCUUUGGAUCGCUCCGAAGAUGCCCAGUUUUCGGAGCAGCAGUAUAACAAUAUACAGGAUCGACUGACGCGUAUCAACAGACGUAUUAUCAUGGCCAAUACCGCCUUAGCCCAACUGCAGCAAAAAAUCAGGGCCAGAGUCUCACAGCCUCCAGGAGUACCAACUGCGGCUGAUAACUUGGCCGGAGGCGAUAACCCAUUCCGAGGGGAUGAGACUGAAACCGGUGAACAGAGCCAAAACUAAUUUAAAUAAAACUAAAAACACAGAGAUGAUGAUUCUCACGGGACCAUUGUUUAGUUGAAUUGUUGCUAAUUAAAAAUUGCCAAGC